Messenger RNA from Phlebotomus papatasi, 3721 nucleotides. RefSeq lists its product as uncharacterized. The coding region runs from base 1789 to 3618 and encodes 609 amino acids. Lineage: Eukaryota; Metazoa; Arthropoda; Insecta; Diptera; Psychodidae. The transcript is spliced from 5 exons. The record is from RefSeq and is a predicted model, not a curated record.
CAAGAACUAAGUAGAGAAAAAAAACUUCCUCGUCAUACCGACCAUUAAUUUCUGUGAAUAUUUUAUGAAGAUAUUGUAUUGUUACAAUCAUGUGAAAUGUGACCUAAUAUUUGGCAUCUCUAACACUGGAUUGUCAUGGUUGUGUUUUUUUUUUUAUUUUCUUUAUUUUUUUUUUAUUUUGAGAGGCAGAUGGGGUAGAUGUAACCGAUAGAGCGUAACGGGGAAAAAUAGAGAGAAAACCCAACCAUAAGUGCUGAGAUAAAUGCACAUCUCUUCACCACAAAUAUUGAUUUCAUUGAAGUGUAAAGGUGAUAGGCCAAUUCGGUGGCCAAGCGUGAGUAAAUGCAUUAAAAUCAAAUCAUGCUGCCGAACCAACUGACCUAUAAAUCACUGCUGGGGACAUAUUGUUCCAUCGGGGGAAUCCUGCCAUAGUCCCCAAAAAGCUGAGAGUUUGGGUUCACUUCCACCUAUGUGGAUGGUCUCUCUGAAUUUCAAAUGAGCAACCGAGCGCAAAAGGAGAAAAAAAAGGAUUCAAAAGCCUCUAUUGAAAAUCUCCCUUGAACAUAUAUACAUAUAUAUUUUUUUGGGCCAAUUCCUGAGAUUUCCCCCUUUAUGCCACCAGAGAGGUGAGACUAAUUUCCAUUGUAGAUGAUGAGGGAAAAAAAAGAAACGAAACGGAGAAAAAGGUGGUUUUUUCAUCUCUAACCACGAUGUCUACGUACAUUCUUCCUGCCUCCACACACAACUCCCAUAUGCAACAGUGAAAAAAUCAGGAAAAUCAUAAUAAAAAAUUAGGCGCGGGCGUUCUACUUGGAUGUGGAAAAUCGCAUGCGCCUUUUCCAACAGUUUCUCAAACAUUUAACUAUCAUGGCUUUUAGAAUUGUUGUAACAUCGUAGAAACUUGAUGGAAGAUUCAAGAUAUUUUCCACAAUGGAUAUCUAAAAGUAUGAGUUUUUGGUUUUUGAAUUACGUUAGAUGGCGCUUGAUUAGACUUACGUUCCACAAGCUUGUGGAAAGGACGCUAACUUUCCAGCCAAGAGGCAUUUAUAGUGUACGUAGAGUUCAACGUAAAACUUGGGAUGAAAUGUUGAGAAACACUAAUUCUCAACAUCACGGCUGGCACCUAACCGUACGAUCAGUCUCAUCAAGAAUUCCAUAAAGCAAACAUCUUACAUUUUUCGUUAAACGUGUAGAAAGUUUUAUUGUUAAGUGAGGUAGGGUGUUGAAGACCUCCUCCAUGGGGAUUUAAUUUCCAUGACCAUAUAACUAUAAAGUGAGGUGUUUUAGCAAUUUAUGGAUUUUUUUUAUCAAUAAACUCUCCCCCCAGAAACAGUCCAUCCCUUUCUGAAUUUAUGUGUCUACGCAAUGAAGAUGAGUCUUGAAAUGUGCUUUAGCUCGUUAAUUGUUGAAGCUCAAGAAGGAUAAUUUUGUUCCGUUAGGGGUGUUUAAAAAAAAAACGAUGUUAAGACGGGGUUAAUGUUAAGUGGUGGAAAUAAAUUUAAACAGGAUUAGUGUGGUAAUUUGCAAUAAAGUUAUUUUGCAGUUUUUUGAGCUUGUUUAUUGUGCAGAAUAAUCCUGCUGUAAGAGAUUGCAGUGUGCAUCCUACCUAGAAAAUUGUGCUGAAAAUUUGUGUAAAUUGUGGAAUAUUUCUUAAGAAAAGAAAAAAGAAAGAAAUUAUGGAAAAUCCCACAAAUGUGAAAAGCUGCAAAUGUGAAGAGUGAAUUGUACAAUUUUGUGUAACGACGAGUCAAUAAAUGUGGUGGAUAUCAAGAGAAUGUCUCCUUAGCAAUGGCCAAAGCCGCGCGACGGUCAGUUGCAUCAGAUCCGUCGUCGCCGACAUCCUACACUAGAUACUACCCGCCAAGGUAUACAACAGAACCACUGGAUCGCCGCAGACACGCCAACGGACCACUUCGUUACCAUCCCCCUGAGGCUGUUAUAUCAAGAACCGACCGGACAACUCCAUCACCACAUUCAAUUAGCCGUUUCGAUAAUGCCAGCACUAGCACGAUACAGCCCCCAGCGAAUGGCACCGUCAGCCCGGAGAGUGUGGCAGCUGAGCGCGAAAGAAUUAGAAUGGAGUUUUAUGCUACUUAUGACGUCAUGACAGGUGUAAGGAUAGCGGCAACAUUGGGUGGCUUCUUCGGCUUGAUGGUGAUAUUGGUGAUGUACAAGAGUCGCAGUCACUCGAAUUCAGCACUCAAGGAUCCCAAUAUUGCCGCCGUGGCAGCUGCCGUUGUGCAGGAAGAAGAAGAGCGUGAGCUGCAGGAGGUUCUCGAGGCCUCCGGACUGACACUGUACUCCGAUGACUAUCGAUAUGACUUUCAACGACGGAGACUGCUAUCGUUGGGAAAUGUUAGUGCACCACCAGCACUGCACAGAGGACUUCGAUUCUCGUCAUUCGGUAGUGGGUAUAGUUCGUUGAUGGAUCCACCACGGAGAUAUUCCUAUGGAGGUACAAAACCAAAGUGUUCGCCGGAGUCUUCGAGAAUUCUUAGUGCCUAUCAGAUGGGAGACAGUUUCGGAAUAGACGACUUCAUCGAGUCUGAUGAUGAGCAUGAGGUGGAUGAUUUCGAUCAGACAACCAUAACAGCUGAAUCGGGAUAUCCCAGUCACUUAUCCGUUCCCCAGAAGCAAUAUGAUUCCAGACGAAGCAGUGGGAUCACUUGCUGCAGCACAGAGAGCUCAUACCUGGAACGUCGGUGUUCGUCUAUAACAUUAGGUAUUCACUCAUUGGCGCCAAUUUCGUCACACAAUCAUUCCCGACGUUCCAGUCGUGAUGCAUGGGACGUUAGCAAUUUUCCCGAUAUUAACAUUAUACAGCCCACACCCAAGACUUCACCAUGUCCCAGCGAAGGGAACAUCAAUGAACGCACAAAGAUCGGAUCGACGGUACGGCUGAGACGUAGCCAUGAGCCAACUAUUGAGUCUUUCGAUUAUAUCUCCGAAUAUCCCGAUACCAACGGCGAGGAGGAACAUCGGGAACGUUCAGUCGAGGACUCGGUUUCAGGAAGCACUCGAAGAGCACCCCUAGCCUCACUGAGCUCCUUCAAGAUCUCUUCAAUUGAUUACCAAGACUCAGACUUAAGGAGUCUGGGAUCGGACUCAGUUUUCGUGGAAAGCUAUGCCGAUACAGACGAAGACAUGGAGCAGUUCAGCACGGACAGCGAUGACGCUAGCGAUGGUCCGACUCCGCCGCACACGAAACGAGCCACCAUUGGCGAGGGUCUACUUCUUCGCCCAUCAGUCAACCUGUCAACCAAUCGAGACAAUAGUUGCUCAAGUGACAAUCUUCCAAAGUCCAAUAGUUCAGCACACCUCUCGAAAACCUUUCAGACAAAGGCAGUGAUCGAAAGACGGUUGGAUGAUGCCGAUAUGGAUACAGGUGCAUGUCCUAGCAGUAUAAGCAACAGUAAAGCCAUGGUAAAGAGUAAAAGUGCUGAAGAGUGUAUAGUGGUGAGUGUAGUUGCGGAUCCCGAUAGACGAUCCACAAAUUCUGGUCCAGCUGUGAUUCUUGAGUUGCCUGUGAUAACCACACAGCAGCAAGUCGACGAACAGCCAAUUGAUCCAAGUGUUCCUGGUCCCUCGAGGAAGUGGUCCAAAGAAACCCUCUUUUAGUUCAGCCCGCCUGUGUAACACUACCCCACAAUUGUGCUGCCGUGAAUCAAAUAUUAGGUAAAUUUUGCCGUUUCUCAAUAGAUCAGGAGAUAAUAUCCAAAAA